AAUUAGACAAAUAUCAAUCUAACUUUUCAUUGUUGUUGAAUUGAACACUCUUGUUGUUGAGUCAAUUCCGAACAAUCGGCUGUUAGAUCAGUUGAGAGGAAGGCGUUUCCCAUCAUGCUCCGGGUCUUGCAGUCGGUGGAGAGCAAAUGCUCCUGAUGUCCUGAAGUUGUUGAAUCAGACAUGGAGAAACAACUCAUUGUAGCUGUCUGUGAGCAGCCGGAGCUCUAUAGGAACUCGUUUUUUGCAAAGAAACCGUACGAAAAAAGAGCUUUCCUAGGGAAAAGUAUCCGGGGAAAUUGGACUAACGUUAUCUGGUGUGGGUUGGUACUGUGUAUGGUUCUAGUUUUGCUGGUGUUGGUGAUAGUCUUUGUACCAUGGUUUGAGACAGAGACCAGCAAACCUCUGGCUUGGCACGUCAACAAUGCACAUAAAAAGCAGGUGCACGAGCACGUGCACAGAGUUUUGAAGAGUCCGUGUCGUCCCGGCAGCGCCAGGAGGAGCUUGUUAGCUCGACUUCGUGAUACCACUCACAUGACCCAGCCCUUCCUGUGGAGGGACGAUCCGCUCCCUGAUGACCUCUUCCUGUAUCCGCCGCCAUUUGGCUUCAGAAGUCUUCGGGGCAAUGUAGAGGACCUGCUGAAGCUGCUGCCAGAAGGAGACUCCACGGCACCGCCUGAAAAGACGGAUAAGUGUCGCCGCUGUGUGGUUAUGGGAAAUGGAGGCAUUCUCAGAGGCCUGGAGCUGGGCCCACUGAUCAACCGCUUUGACACCAUUAUCAGGUUAAACAGUGGCCCUCUGGGAGAGUUCAGUGUCGACGUCGGAAAUAGAACCAGCAUCAGGAUGAGUUACCCAGAGGGAACACCGCACCGCUGGAUCGACACAGACCCAGACACUGUGUUUGUAGCUGUGGUGUAUAAACGUGUGGACAUCAGCUGGAUCUCUGCUAUGAUGAAGAAACUCACUGUGCCUCUGUGGGACUGGUUCUUCUUCUGGCAGAAGGUUCCAGAUCAAAUCCCUCUUGAGCCCCACAGGUUCAGACUUCUAAACCCAGAAAUCAUCAAAGAGACUGCGUUGGACCUGCUGGAAUACCCUCCACCCAGACAACGCCUGUGGGGAAGCGACCAGAAUGUGCCUACCAUGGGUAUCUCUGCACUGAAUUUAGCCAGUCUGCUGUGUGACGAGGUGAGCCUGGCGGGCUUCAGCUACAACCUGUCCCGGCAGGGGGCGCCACUGCACUACUAUGACCACCUGCACAUAAACGCCAUGCUGAAGCAGACUUCCCACAACGUGGACAGAGAGACGGAACUCCUGCUAAGCCUAGUGAGAGAGGGAGCCGUCACUGACCUGACACAGGGGAUCCACUGCUCCUUCUGCCCCAUAUCAAAAGACAUUCCUAGUAAGCAGACUAAACUGUACCAAACCUCUUCUUCCACUGGUGUUAAAGACGUAUUGUCCACUUCCAAAUAAAAUGAGGUUAACAACAGAGCAAAUGUAUCGGUAAUUAAAGUUCCAGAGGAAUGUGAUGAAUGACUUACACGUGGCUUGAUCUGCGAGAUGCGUUUUAAGGACAUUUUCGAAGCAGCUGUCAAAUACAUGAAGUAUUUGAAAAAUUAUUCCUUCGCAGUUUAAUUUUUUUAGUUUUAAAGGUUUUAAAUGUGUUAAGUUCAUACUGGUAUUUAUCAGCACAUCUAUCUCAUUCCAUUAUAAAUUAGCAACAUAACUUUACGGUUACUUUGUUUGUUCUGUCUAUGGUUGUACAAAUGCUGAUUCACAAGAACUCUGAUUUGUGUAUGUGUGUGUAUAUAUAUAUAUAUAUAUAUAUAUAUAUAUUAAACUUGCUAUGGUGCAGUUUAUUUUUAUUUUUCUACGACGUUUUUGGAUUUGUGUCAGUCUUAAUUCACUGUACUGCUGUUAGACAAUGUAAUUAUGAAAAUGUACAUAUGGGGGAAAUAAAUGCAAAGAGUAAUUGAGUGUUUA
Perca fluviatilis (European perch) is the source of this 1977-nucleotide messenger RNA. It is a transcript of the gene st3gal5, whose product is annotated as ST3 beta-galactoside alpha-2,3-sialyltransferase 5. The record is from RefSeq and is a predicted model, not a curated record. Gene Ontology annotation, molecular function: lactosylceramide alpha-2,3-sialyltransferase activity. NCBI's taxonomy places the organism in Eukaryota, Metazoa, Chordata, Actinopteri, Perciformes, Percidae. The transcript has 8 exons. Bases 181 to 1467 code for a protein of 428 amino acids.